Messenger RNA from Folsomia candida, 3296 nucleotides. RefSeq names its product kelch domain-containing protein 10 (gene slim). Lineage: Eukaryota; Metazoa; Arthropoda; Collembola; Entomobryomorpha; Isotomidae. Bases 643 to 2010 code for a protein of 455 amino acids. Gene Ontology annotation, molecular function: protein binding. The record is from RefSeq and is a predicted model, not a curated record. Gene Ontology annotation, biological process: positive regulation of stress-activated MAPK cascade. The transcript is spliced from 9 exons.
UUCUAAUUUGGCCAUCUCCGUGGUUGGUUUUCGUGUGUUUUAUUUGAGUGAGCGAGUAGGUGAACUCCAGCCAUCCUAAAAAAUUGCUUCUCCUCAGAAUCCUCGCUCUCCUUUGGCGUGUGAACAUAGCAGCAGCUGUCCCUCUCUUUUUGAAAACGAUUAUUCAAUUUCCUCCGAUACGUGAGGACAACACUUUCAAAUUUCAGUGAACACUAGUCUAGGAAGGGUCGGAAGUGGAAUUUCUUUUCUAAUUCACACUUCAAGGAGGUUAUAACAGUUCUCUUCUAGUCGUAGAAAAAUUUGGACCUAAAGAAGGCUGAUUAGGAUUCGUUUCGCUCGUUAUUAUAAACUUUCAAAUUCUUGUACGGUGAAGAGGGGACUGAAUUAAUUAGGAAAAAAAUCUUGUCUUUGUAAUUUGCAAUCAUUGAUCCCUCGGCUUCACUUAACUAUUAUUCCUCUACUGGACUUCUACAAAGGAUCCUCAGGUCUCGCACUUUGAAGCCCUUGCUCAACCUGUGUCUCAAUACUGUCGUCCGUUUGAUUGACCCUCGGAGUGUCGGAUUCGACUACAACCCCCAAAUCGUGGACUUCGAACAGAUUUACAGCAGCUCCUUCGAAGUAAAAGGAGUAAUCAUUGAAGCCAUGAAGAGAGCGAAGGACCGUUUGUUGGCGAAACGUUGCGAUCGAUGUCGAACAAACAAGCUCGCAUCGCAAGAGAAGUAUGCCUUCAAACCGUUCGAAUUUCAGGAACUCCUCGUGGAUUGUAUUAAGGGGCUGAAACCGCAUCAUUGUAUUGCACCGAAAGUGCCUGACCCUCGAUCGGGUCAUCGAGUAGUUUGUGAUGAUGGCAAUAUGUAUUCUUUCGGAGGCUACUUGGAAACCAGCAUAAACUCAAAUUGGCCACCGCAUCUUGCCCAUGGAUCCCAACGCCUAUUUCAAGAGUUGUGGUGCUACAACUUUGCUGAGGCCCAAUGGAUACGAUUACCAACGUUAGGAAAAGCUCCCAAGGAGCUCGCUUCUCAUUCUGCCGUCCUUCAUGGAAAUCAUUUGUUGGUGUUUGGGGGGACAGGGGUUCCUUUUGGAGGCUGUUCUUCUAAUAAGAUGAACAUUUGCGACCUCCGAAGUCUGGAAUGGAAAUGCUUAGAAACAACGGGGCAACCCCCAAUACCUCAAUAUGGACAGGCUGUUGUUUUGGAUCGCAAAAACAAAGAUUUUUAUGUGAUUGGAGGCACCACAGGUUACACGUACUCCAUGGACAUUCACAAACUGAACAUGAAUACGCUCGAAUGGGAAAAAUUGUUCGUAUCACGUGGGGAACUAGAUGAGCCGGAAUCUAGAUACCGACAUGAAGUAGCUUUUGACGGAGAAAAAAUCUUUAUCCUUGGCGGGGGAACGGCAGCUCAAGCGUACAAUUUGAAGCAAGUUCAUGCUUUCGACGUAAAAUCUAAACAGUGGAAAGCCCUAGCAACAAAACCCUACAACAAUCGGUAUCCGGCGGCUCGAAAAUGCCAAGGAAGCGUACAAAUUGGGGAUAAUGUAAUCAUCAACGGAGGAUACGAUAGUCGCACGAUUUUCAACGAUGUCUGGAUGCUGCAUCUGCCAACUAUGAAAUGGACUGAAUUGAUUGUCACGAUGCCCGUCCCAUUGUACUUUCAUUCAACUAGUGUUACUAACUCUGGGUGCAUGUACAUGUUUGGUGGAGUUGCUGACAUGCGUCUCAACACCCGAACAAACCAAGUUUUCAAAAUUUGGCUCAAGAUACCAAAAUUGAAGGAAAUAUGUUGGGAAGCAGUGCUGCAUUACAAUAAGAAGCUCCGCUCGAUGAGUCAUUCCGAACUGCUGAAGAUGGGAAUUCCGCAAGAAUUUGUAAACCUUGUCCACCCUGCUCCUCCUGAAGGUCCCUCCACCAGUCGACACUGGAUUUCAAACCUCAUGCAGUUACCUGAGUCUGGUAGUGGAAAGAUGGCGGACAUGGAAAUUGAACCUGCUUCGGUCGCAAUUGGCUAUUGAUAACCCGUAUUUACUAGAAAAAUCCCCACGCCCAAGCCUCACGUAUCAUCUAAAUUGUUGUCAUGUAACGUACGCAGAUACGAAUGAUUAAGUAGAAUUUCACAGUUAAACAGUACCAAUCUCCACAAGAACUGCAAGAAAUGUUGCUUGCUCAGCCUUUAUCGCAUACUGAAACAAGUACUCCAUCUUAUAUUUAUAAGUGAUAAUAUACUAGCUCAGCUCAAAGUACUAGAUUUUCCCAUCAAAAUUAUUCGCAUAAACUAUAUCUCUAUUUAUAUGCAUGUAUAUCCCAUCUGGCUAUGGAAAUUACUGGGCUGACUACAGUAUACUACGGUGUGAACUAAAAAUUUGUAUCAAUUGUAAUAAUUAGAUCUUUUAAGUGCAAUUUUAGUAAAUUGAAUAACGUAUCAAAUUAUUAGUAUUAUUAUAUUAUUGUAUUUUGAGUAUAAUCAAAAUAUACAAAUAAUAUGUUGUGCCCAAGGUUUGUAAAAGUUUUAAUGUUGUAUUCUUUUUGAUGUAAUGCGAUGAUGUAUUAUUUAUUUAUUUAUCAACAGCAUGGAUCUGGAAUGCUUAUAGUAUCAUAAUUAUCAAUUUAUUAGACUGUAGUUAAGCUUUAUUGGAUCUCGAAUUGAAGUAGGUAAUUACUAUAUUUCGAUUCCAGAUUGCUUAAAUUUCAAAAUAGCAGUAGUAGUACGGCAAACGUUGCCCACACUAAUUAAUUAUAGUUUCUCCUCAGACGAACUUAAUUAUUUAAUUAAAUAUAAUUGAUAAUGUUGUUUGGACAUGAAUUCCCAGGAGUAUUCCGUACUGUAAAUUCAGAAAGCUUGUUCCUAUCCGUUUCUCAGCUCUUCUAUAGUUCUUACAAAAAAAAGAUACUCCAGUUUCUUAAUGAGCGCACUAGCUUAUUUCACGGCUGCUAAGCUUUGACAUUGUUAUGACUUUAACGAUUAUAAAAUGUAUUCUUGCAACUUAACUUGCAAGUCUUGAAAGUUUCUGUACUUUUGGUGCAAUAAUGGAUAACUUAGCACUUACUUGUUAGUGACAAUUUAUUGAAUGAUGGGAAAACUAUUUUGUUAUGAACUAUGGAAAAACUGAACACGGAAAAGGCGUCGCAAAUGGGAGCAAGUCUCGACUGACUGCAAUUAAAACGUGAGUGUGAGUGUUCAUAGUUUACUUUACGAAAAUAAUCAAAUAACUUUAUAUAUAUCAUAUAACCGCAAGAUCUGUAUAAAAUUUGACGUUUUCAAAUGAUUAAAAUAAAUAAAACUUGAACGAUUGUCCAUCAA